AUGAGUGGUGGAGUGAACCUCAAAGUGAUCUCCCAGAGCCAAAGUGACACAGGUGUCAGGUCCACUCAGCCUUUACCCCACAGCACCCCACCUCAGACUACAAUGGAUCCAGGACAACAGUACAGAAGCCUCCUGCACGCACCGGUACAGCCUCCUUACACAUCUGCUAGACGCUCUUCUUACUCACAAGCCUCUUCUUCCUCUGCCCACUCCGAGCAGCUGAAAGGUGGUGCUAUUAAGAGCCAUAUCCUACAGUUAAAGAGUAGCAUGUACGCUCACAGAAGCCCAGCAGGAACUGCAAGGACCGAUGGCACGUGUUCGGCCUACAGCAGUCCUCAAAUACCAAAGAGAGAAACCACACGAUCUAAAGACACCCUUGACCUCCGCACCAGCACCCUGACACACAGAGCUCUGCAAGAUCUUCAGUUCAGGCGAAAUGUGAACAAAAACUGGACUUUUGGUAAAUAUCGAACGAGAACUGCCACAGAGGAGAGUGACCCCCUGUUUAAUGUCCAGGCAGGCCACGCUGCAGGACGUCUGCUCGGUUCUAAAGGCUCCAAUGGUAAUGAGGUGCCCAAAGUGCCACAGGUGACAAUGGACAACAUCAGGAAAGAAGUGAAGAAUAACUCCUACCAGGACUUGAAGUCUGUAGAGCCAGAGGGUUCCAGUGAUAAAGGAAGGGCCUCUUAUCCCACUUUUAACACAGCCAGACGAGCAAGUGAGCCAGGAAAAAUCAACAUGGCCGCUGUGGCUCCAUUCCGGUUCAGGUUUCAAGUGCAAGAGGAGAUAGGCGCCUCUCUGGAUGAUCUGAGUGACUGCUCCUCUGACUCUAUGGAGGUGUGCUGUGAUGAUCUUGACCCUGAGUCGCAGAGGAAGCGGACUGUGCAAAAUGUCCUUGACCUGCGCCAGAAUCUGGAAGAUACUAUGUCUAGUCUCCGAGGGUCCCAAAUUAGCCACAGUUGUGUGGACAGCAGUAAUGUUGGCUAUGACAGUGACGAGACCAACGCUCGCAGUCUAUCCAGCUUGUCCAACCGCUCCUCGCCUCUGUCGUGGCGCCAUGGUCAGUCCAGCCCUCGACUUCAGGCUGGGGAUGCUCCCUCUUCCACAGGAGGGGGGUUCCAGGGCAGUAAGGGCAGCUCUCAGUACACUGCCCACACUAUGCCUGCCCGCUGCACUGGGCGCCUCAACAGCACGUCACGCAUCGAGCUCAUUGAGGGUCUGGAUGUGGACGACCCCGACCUGAAGUCUGGGUACCUGAGCGACAGUGACCUUCUGGGGAAGAGCCUGCCUGACGAUGACGACGACAAUCUGGCUAAUGGGUGGGAUGAGAGCAGCUCCAUCAGCAGUGGCCUCAGCGAUGGCGACGGCGAUGGAUCGGAGAAUAUUAGUUCAGAAGAGUUCAAUGCUGGCUCGUCCCUCAACUCCCUCCCAAGUACACCCCUAGGAUCCAGACGCAGCUCCUCUGCCAUGCUCCGCACUGAUGCAGAGAAACGCUUCCUGGUGGAGAGUGGACUUUCGUGGUACAGCGAGGACAGCAAAUCCAGCCAUAAACUGGAUAGGGCCAGCUUUGACACCGGGAGCCUCAAGUCGGAAGCACCAAGCAAGUGGAGAAAGAAGCCCCCAAGUUUAAGUGAAGACUUUGGCAAAGGAGAGGCAAAGAAGCCCCAGAGUUUAGGGCAGCCGGGCAGCUUCAGAAAGGGCAAAAAUCCCCCUGUGGGAGUCACCUCUCCUAUCACCCACACGUCCCAGAGCAUGCUCAAAGUGGCAGCUCCUAAAAGUGAAAAGCCACAGGACAAAUCUCGGAUUUCUGUCAAAACUGCUGGUCUACAGCGAUCUCGGUCAGAUGCUGGAAAGGAUCACCAUGGAGAAUACCGCAAACCUCCUUCAGGUCUAGUUAAACCCACUGCUGGAGCCUCGUUUGGUUACAAAAAACCCACGGCCACUGGUACUGCCACUGUUAUGACAGCAGGUGGUGCCACUAUCUCAACUGGCUCUUCCACUCUGGGAAAGCCCCCCAAGUCAUCUGGCAUCCCAGUGAAGCCAGCAGGGGCACCAACAGGUCGCAAAAACAGUUUUGAUGCUAGCAGUGAGCAGGGCUUUCUGGGGCCUAAUGCCCGGAAUAGUAUUCAGUAUCGCAGCUUGCCCCGCCCGGCCAAGUCAAGCACCCUCAGUGUCAUCGGGCGUCCUGCAUCUCGACCUCCCAGUGGUAUUGUUGACCCCAGUCUGUUGAGUCUCAAACCCGUAUCCAUUGGCACCGCCGGGCCCAAGGUUAAAGAACCAAACAGUUCUAGUGGUAAAAUUACUAAUCGCACAAUGUCAGGCCCAGUGAACCAAACAGAUCGAGAGAAGGAGAAAGAGAGGGCCAAAGCCAAGGCUGUGAGUGCUGACAUGGACUGUGGUUCUCUGAAAGGAGAGGACAUGUUGUCACAAAACACAGAGGAACCUGCUUUGAAACUGCAUGGCCUCAGGCGCACCAGCAGCAGCAAAUACCCCGAGCUCUCAUCACCUACAACACCAAGGUCUGUUUGUACUGUUUGUACUGCCUCUCCACUGUCUCUCCACUUUUCCUGUAGGAUGAAAUCACUUGGCCGUCCUCCUAGUCUGGCUCACCUGGACAAGGUAAACUCCAACAGUCUUGACUCAUGUGUGACCAUCCAGGACCUCCCUCCCAAAGUACCCCCUUACUCUAAGCUCCAGGACUUGGCAGGUUCUCACUGUGGCGGCCGCCUUACUCCCAGCCCAGCACCGGUGCUCCAUUUGGACUCCUCCAGCUCCUAUGAGACCCACACAGGUUCUCCACUGCUCUACCCCAAACUGUCGGGCAUGCACCGCAGCCUGGAAUCCCUGCCUCUGCAGAUGAGUGUCCCCUCCAGUGCAAGGUUUGGCCCUUCAGACAUGCAAGAAAAAGAACAACGGGGCACAGGCACGUGGGGAUCGGCCACCAGGACACCCAUACAAGAGAGCUUGCAAACAGACAGAAAUACAUUUCCGAAGAAAGGCUUAGAGUGCUGCAGUUCAAGUCUGUCAGAGAGUGAAGGAAGCAAAUCAGGCAGGCGCCACUCUCACACCAUAAUGAGUAUGACAGAGAGCCAUAGUCCUCCUCAGCUACCCUCUCCCACCCGCCCUCUCCACGCAACCACAACUAAGACUCCGCUCACCAAUGUGGUUGCUCCCAUUUCCUGUGGCACCCCAAGGAUCUCACGCUCCAACAGCAUAGGCCCCCCAAGUGACUCUAGUGAUCUGUAUGGAUCUUCCCCCUUGGGUAGCAGUAUGUCCCUGGCUGACCGGCCAAAAAGCAUGAUGCGUUCAGGGUCUUUCCGUGAACCUGGGGAGGAUGUGCAUGGCUCUGUAUUGUCUUUGGCCUCCAAUGCUUCAUCCAACUAUUCCUCGAAUGAGGAGAGGAUACAGGGAGAGCAAAUACGCAUGCUGAGAAGAGAGCUUGAGUGUUCUCAAGAGAAGGUUGCAAACCUCACCAUGCAGCUUUCUGCCAAUAUAGGACAGGCCAAUCUAGUAGCUGCUUUUGAGCAGAGUUUGGCACUGAUGACAGCUCGUUUGCAGACUCUGUCAGUGUCCUCAGAACAGAAGGAUUUUGAACUCACAGAACUUAAGGACACCAUUGAUAUUCUGAAGGCCAAAAACACAGAGGCCCAAGAAAUCAUUCAGGGGGCGCUCAGUAGUCCUGACAUUACCCCAAAAGAAAUGCCAAUUAAUCGUCAAAAUUCUUCAGAAAGCCUCUCCAGUCUCGCCAGCACCACCAGUCAUUCUAGUAUGGGUAGUUUCAAGGAGCAGGAGGCCAAAAAGAAGAAAAAGAAAGGCUGGGUCUUUGAGUUACGCAGCUCCUUCAAUAAAGCAUUCAGUAAGAAAGGGUCAAAGCAGUCAGGGCCAUACGCUGACAUUGAGGAGAUUGCCACCCCAGAAUCCUCUGCGCCUUCCUCUCCUAAAGUUCGCCAUGAAGCUGAAAACCCUGCACCAUCAAUGAAAUCUUCCGCUUCUGCCUCAUCAUCUGGACUGUGUGAAGGUGGAGAGGGGGUGGAGGAGAAGGUGGUAUCAGAGUUACGCUCAGAGCUGUGGGAAAAAGAACGCAAAUUGACAGACAUCCGGCUGGAGGCCUUGAGCUCCGCACAUCAGCUGGAGCAGCUACAGGAGGCCAUGACUAAUAUGCAGAGGACAGUGGAGAAGCUGAAGUCUGAGAAUGACCAAUUAAAGACAGGUGGUCUCUCUCCUUGCCCGUCUCCUGGACCUUCCAGCUCUGCGUCACAGUCCUCAGGCCUGGCCACUCUGGGCAACUCCUCCCCACGGCAGUCUGUAGCCAUGCACAUGCCCAAAAGCUACAGCAGGGGGCUGAGUGAGGGCUGCUCAGAUGUCUUCACUUCAGACUCACUCAGUCAUUCCUCACAAAGAGAUGAUCAUCGUGUUAGGGUGGUGGUUUCUGUGGCAAAUUUACAUGUUUUUAAAGAUGAUGUGAAACAACAGGAAUUCUUCAUUGGUACUGUGAGAUUAAAUGGUAGAAUGGACUGGACCAUGCUGGAUUCAGCUGUCAGCCAGGCUUUCAAGGUGUACAUCACAAAGGUGGACCCCACCUCCAGUCUAGGGCUUUCCACUGACUCCAUCUAUAGUUAUAGCAUAGGCCAUAUCAAGAGGUUACUGGGAGGAGAAGCUCCAGAGACUCAGCCAUCUCACUGCAUGUCCCGAGGCCCAACCAGCAUCACAGUGGCUCUGAAAGGUUUGAAAGAGAAAUGUGUGGACAGCUUGGUCUUUGAAACCCUUAUUCCCAAACCCAUGAUGCAGCACUACAUCAGUCUUGUUCUCAAACAUCGGCGUCUCAUUCUUGCUGGACCCAGUGGGACAGGUAAAACGUACCUGGCCUCUCGAUUAGCUGAGUACCUGGUGGACCGCAGCGCUCGAGAGGUUACAGAUGGCAUUGUUGUAACUUUCAACAUGCAUCGUCAGUCGUGCAAGGAUCUACAGCUGUAUCUGUCAAAUCUGGCAAAUGAGAUUGAUCGGGAAACUGGCACAUCAGAAAUACCCCUGGUACUGAUUCUGGAUGACAUUCAUGACACUGCCUCUCUCAGUGAACUUGUGAAUGGUGCUCUUACCUGCAAAUACCACAAAUGUCCCUACAUCAUUGGAACUAGCAAUCAGCCUGUCAAAAUGACCGCAAACCAUGGCCUGCAUCUGAGUUUCAGGAUGGUCACUUUUUCCAACAAUGUGGAGCCUGCCAAUGGCUUCUUGGUUCGCUAUCUGCACAGAAAGAUGAUGGAGUCAGAAGAUGAGAGGAAUUUGACCAAUGAAGACCUGAUACGUGUUUUGGACUGGUUGCCCAAACUGUGGUAUCAUCUGCACACAUUCCUGGAAAAGCACAGCACAUCUGACUUUCUCAUAGGUCCAUGCUUUUUCCUGUCCUGUCCUGUCACUGUGGAGGAGUUCCGCUCGUGGUUCAUUGACCUUUGGAACCAUUCCAUUAUCCCAUACCUACAAGAAGGGGCCAAGGAUGGCUUUAAGGUCCAUGGUCAGAAGGCCGUUUGGGAGGAUCCGGUGGAGUGGGUAAGAGGCACUCUACCUUGGCCUUCAGCCCAGCAAGACCAGGCAAAGCUGUUCCACUUGCCCCCGCCCAACAUCAGCUCAAGCAGCCCGGGACAAGUCUGUGAGGAGAGGCCCCACAAGGAAACUCCACCCAGCUCCAUGGAAUCUGAUCCACUGAUGGCAAUGCUUUUAAAACUUCAAGAAGCUGCCAAUUACAUUGAAUCCCCUGAUAAAGAAGACCCACACUUGCCUAAACUUUGAAAAGAAGCUAAUAUUUAGCCCUGGAAUAAGCGUUUAAUGAAUUGUGUGGUUCAGUGUAAAUGUGGUUAAAGAUUUACUGUUCCCAGGUGUUCCAUAUAACAUGCCAUUAUUUCACAGUAUAGUAUUUAUAAUAUAAAAGUAUAGAAAAGUAGCGUAUUUUUGACACAUUCGCCUCAAUUCCCUUAGACUGGUGCUAAUCGAUCACUAUGACAGUGUCUCACUCAGCACUUAGAUUCAAAUCACUCAGGUGAUUUGUGCUGUAGCACAUACAGUACUAAACAGACCAUCCUGUGAGUGUUGUUGUGCACAACAGAAUAUUGGUUUCUUUCCUUUUCUUUGGUUACUAACAAUUAGUGACUCAUUUUGUAGAGGAGCAUGACAGCAUGUACAAUGCAUAUCAAAUGCUAAGUCACAUAUGCAAUUCACAAUACAAGUCAAGCAGGUGAUGAACUAACACAAUGCCUUAUGAACAAAGAUGUGUCUCUUCAACUUCAGCAGACUAUUCUGGUGCUUUCUCCGAGUCAUCACUUCUAAACUCACUAGCAGUGACUCAACAUCUCUUAACUUCCGCAGUUGUAACAACCUUUUAUUCAAGCUGUCAUACUCUUUUGCAUAAAGCAUCUUAACUUAAACUUCAGCUGCACACUUAAGCACUGGGGUUAGUUUUCUGUGUUUUACAUGGUAAGGUAUUGCUAUAGUGAAACUAUCAGGUAAUUGGUUAUUUUAGUAUUAACGCCGUCACUCACUGAUGUGAUUAAAUCACAUCUUGUUUAACACUUUUUGUGUUAAAACACAAAGAAUAAAUGGUCUGGACUAAGUUGAAGACGUUAAAAUGUUCACAAAUCUGUAUAUAAUUGAAAAACAUUCCUACUUGUCCUUAUACUGUAAUUAUUAAACAGUAUAUUCCAUCUCCCCUGAAUCCAAAAUCCAAAAAUAACAAUAUAUAUAGUUUAUUUAUACGGUAUGUACAAACAUAUUGUUGCAUUACCUGCAACGUUAUACCAAAUAUUUAUGUUAUGUUUUUUUUUUCUAUGAAUGUAUUGCAUUUUACUCAGUAUCAGACAUUAUUGUAGGUGCUUCAAAGUAGCCUUACCACGAGCCACACUUAAGGAACUCAGAGCAAAUUUAAAACUACCUAAUCUCAACUCAUUCCCUCGCAACAUUCAGUGUAUUCAGCCAUUUUGUUAUUUAUGUCACACAUUAUCACCAUUUAGCUAAUGUUCAUAUGGUGCAUUUAAUGUCUCAGUUGUGUCAACAGAUUUCAUUUAACUAGAAAAGCUUGGUGUCCUAGGUGUGAAGUAGAUCUGGGAUAUUUUGGGAUGUGUUGUAAACGUGCUCAAAUGCAUAAUGUAGAGCCAGUGAAGUCCUGUGAGUGAUCCUAUGGUGGUAGACCCAUACUAAAUACUGAUGCAUUUAUAUUUAAAUAACGUUUGGGACGAAAGCACAGAUGCAAAGGAACUUUUUUGUAAAAUACAAAGAUAGAAAUGAGUGAUAAAUUGUAAAAGAGGUCAGCGGUGUCCUCCAUCACCCAUGAGGUUUAAGUGCUUUUCCUUUGUACAUAUAUUCUGUAAAUGAAUGUCACACAACUUUUUAUAGUUUGACAAAAAAGUGUGUGUUCACACGUAUGCUUUGCUAUUGCACUGUGCUUAAACUGACCAAUAACCAUUGAGUCACUUUGUAGAUGUACCAAGGUGUGACUGACUAUUUGGUCAGUGCCAAACCAGACACACUAGGUAUUGUUUUCUUAAAUGUAAAUAAAAGAAAAAAAAACUUCUAACUUGCAACCUGGUUUGCCGGUUUCCCAACUUAAGUUAUGAUCUCAUCUAAUUUACUGGUUGUUGUGCCUGUUGCUCUUAUCAACUGUGAUUUGUGUUGGCUUAUAAGCAUAAAAAGGACUAUCCAGCAACUUUUAAUGGUGCUGGUAAUCAAAAGCAAAUAAGUAAACAAGGCAUGUUUCAUCUGGUAUAUCUGACCACCCUGCAUCCCAGGAGAAUAUUGUAGGAAGCCUUAUAAAACUAAAUGUUGGUUGUCACUGCAUCGAAGACAGGGUUAAAAGUUUGUUUUGCCCAAAAAGCGAUACAAACCUGUGGUAGAAAAUGAAUAGGCCAAUACAGGUUGCUGUAUAGUCACAUUUUCUUCAAAGCUUGUUGUAGGCUCAAAUGUUAUGCAGUAUCUUAUUCCACUGACUUGCAAAUGUUAAGGGUUUUUAAAUGUUGUAAAUGCAUGUAAACUCGCUGUGUGAUGAGACACAUUAUCUACUGUGGAAGAAGAUCAUCCUAGAAAAUGUUUUCCUUUGUAAUACUCAAAUGUUUGAUAUUUCUUUUUCUAAUGACUCCUUUAUAAAAUGUCAUGUUAUUUUGUACAGGGCAUCAUUGUAAAGACUGUAAAUAUGUCAGCAUUGGAUGGAUGCAGCUACAAUCAUAGUGAAGAAAAGAGCAUUAGGCCUAUAUGUAAGAGAUUAGUCCAAUGCAGGGAUAAGUCAUGCUUUUAAGGGUAUCAUCCAUCUAUCACUGUUUGCUGGAAUCAAUAAAAUACAUAUUAUAUUUA
Messenger RNA from Boleophthalmus pectinirostris (great blue-spotted mudskipper), 8331 nucleotides. It is a transcript of the gene nav1b, whose product is annotated as neuron navigator 1b. Gene Ontology annotation, biological process: neurogenesis; microtubule bundle formation; neuron migration. The record is from RefSeq and is a predicted model, not a curated record. Gene Ontology annotation, molecular function: ATP binding; ATP hydrolysis activity. Gene Ontology annotation, cellular component: microtubule cytoskeleton; axon initial segment. Bases 1 to 5784 code for a protein of 1927 amino acids. NCBI's taxonomy places the organism in Eukaryota, Metazoa, Chordata, Actinopteri, Gobiiformes, Gobiidae. The transcript is spliced from 32 exons.